Molecule: messenger RNA, 582 nt
Organism: Stylonychia lemnae
Lineage: Eukaryota; Ciliophora; Spirotrichea; Sporadotrichida; Oxytrichidae
Source: the annotation of a GenBank genome assembly
AUGAAAAGACCAAGUUCCGCAAUUAGACCCCCAAUUAAGGAAACUGUUGUAAAGCAAAAAACUGUUAAAAUUUCUGAAAGUAACUACAGUACAAAGUAGUCUAAAGAUGAAAACACUAAAAUCUAACCCAAACAAAUGCAACCAGUAAAAAGCUCUAUAGCUCUAAAGAAUAUAAAUCAAGACUUAAAAUCAGAUCUCAGAGUUUAAAAAACUGAAAAAUUGACUUAAAAAUAUUCUCAAAAAGCGAUUCCAAAAGCAACUAAUGCCAAUCAAGAAAAUAAAGUUGUGAACCAAUAGCAAUAGAGUACUCCUCAAGAUAUUUAAGAUAGAGCAAAAGUGAUUAGUGAUCCUUAGAAGAAACUAAAAAUGGUUGAGAACUCUAUUGAGGAGGAUGUGAGAAUAUUUAAAAACUAAAGAAGUAAACUAAUAUAAUGGUAUUUCUCCAAUCUUAAACUCUAGCAAUCCUAUGAAGUCUAGUCUAAAUAGGCCAGGGUAAUUUUCUUUGCUUAAUAAAGUUUAUUAAUAGGAGGAGAUAUUCGAUAGAUUUAUGCAGUUUUACUAACUUCAGUAGGAAAACUUUGA